Messenger RNA from Lactuca virosa, 390 nucleotides. The record is from the annotation of a GenBank genome assembly. Lineage: Eukaryota; Viridiplantae; Streptophyta; Magnoliopsida; Asterales; Asteraceae.
AUGAAGCGGUCAGAUUUCCCCAAUCUCACCUCCGACGAGAUAGUAUUUGAUUCCGAUGGAGAUUUCUCCCGAUUUGUGAUAUUUUUUGUGGAGAUCGGGUACAAAUAUGGUGAAACUAGAUAUGGGAGGCGGUUCAUAGAAGAAGAGGAUGUGAAUCGGAUUCGUAGAAAGUGGAGAAACAUUAUUCUGGCGGUUGUCCGGCGGAUGGACGGUGGUCCAACAUCUGAUUCUGGUUCAUCUUCAACUGAUUCUGAUAAGGAUAGUUCAUUUAAAGAUGGAUUGGAUGCAUAUAUAGAUGCAGGUCAUUCACAGCAGGUCAUUCACCUACAAGUUGAAUGCCAUAGAUUAAGGUUUGGAAGAAAUUGUGGUGAAUAUUGUGAAGGGGUUUGA